CUGCGCCCCCGCCGCCCAGGAGCCGCGCUCACCGCAGGGGCGGGCCCCCGCCUGCGUCCGCGGCGCCGGCAGAAGACUGAUCUUUGAAAAUAUGUAUUUGGGAGAUAGUCACGUUCUAUUAAAUACCUUGUGCUGGUGCUGCCAUCGAAAAAUCUGGUUACACUCUGGGGAGGCCUGCUGCUUCUGCAGGACUGCACCGCCUCGGCCCUGAGAUGAGUGUCCAGCCUGAGCGGGCACACCAUGAAUAGAUACACAACAAUCAAGCAACUUGGGGAUGGAACCUAUGGUUCCGUCCUACUGGGACGAAGCAUUGAGUCUGGGGAACUGAUUGCCAUUAAAAAAAUGAAAAGAAAGUUUUAUUCCUGGGAGGAAUGCAUGAACCUUCGGGAGGUUAAGUCUUUAAAGAAGCUCAACCAUGCCAAUGUAGUAAAAUUAAAAGAAGUUAUCAGGGAGAAUGAUCAUCUUUAUUUUAUCUUUGAGUACAUGAAGGAAAAUCUUUACCAGCUCAUAAAAGAAAGAAAUAAGUUGUUCCCUGAAUCUGCUAUAAGGAAUAUCAUGUAUCAGAUAUUACAAGGACUUGCAUUUAUUCACAAACACGGCUUCUUCCAUCGGGACUUAAAGCCUGAGAACCUCCUCUGCAUGGGCCCAGAACUUGUGAAAAUUGCAGACUUUGGGUUGGCCCGAGAAAUCCGAUCGAGACCCCCAUACACAGACUAUGUAUCUACCAGAUGGUACAGGGCCCCAGAAGUGCUCCUGAGAUCUACCAACUACAGCUCCCCCAUUGACAUCUGGGCGGUGGGCUGCAUCAUGGCAGAAGUGUACACCCUCAGGCCACUCUUUCCCGGGGCCAGUGAAAUUGACACCAUCUUCAAAAUUUGCCAGCUGUUGGGGACACCCAAAAAGACUGACUGGCCUGAAGGCUACCAACUUUCAAGUGCGAUGAACUUCCGCUGGCCCCAAUGCGUACCCAAUAACUUAAAGACCCUGAUUCCAAAUGCCAGCAGUGAAGCCAUUCAACUCCUGAGAGACAUGCUCCAGUGGGAUCCCAAGAAACGGCCAACAGCUAGUCAGGCUCUUCGAUAUCCUUACUUCCAGAUUGGGCAUCCACUGGGCAGCACCACACAGAGCCUUCAGGAUUCAGGAAAAGCACAGAAAGAUGUCCUGGAGAAGGCAGGCCCGCCUCCUCACAUUAAGCCGGUCCCCCCUGCCCAGCCCCCAACCAAACCACACCCGCGGAUUUCAUCGAGACAACAUCAAGGCAGCCAGGCCCCUCAGCAUCUCAUAUACCCCUACAAAGCAGAGGCUUCCAGGACAGAUCACCCAAACCAUCUUCCAGAGGACAAGCCAAGCCCAUUGCUCUUCCCGUCCCUCCAUACCAAGAAGCCUCAGUCGAAAAUGCUAGCUGGCCUAGAACCCAAAAAUGGGGAGAUCAAGCCGAAGAGUAGGAGAAGGUGGGGUCUUGUGUCCCGGUCAACAAAGGAUUCCGAUGACUGGGCUGACUUGGAUGACUUGGAUUUCAGUCCAUCCCUCACCAGGAUUGACCUGAAAAACAAGAAGAGACAGAGUGAAGAGACUCUCUGCAGAUUUGAGAGUGUCUUGGACCUGAAGCCCUCUGAGCCUGUGGGUACAGGCAAUAGCGCCCCCACCCAGACCUCCUAUCAGAGGCGAGACACACCAACCCUGAGAUCUGCCGCCAAGCAGCACUACUUGAAGCACUCACGAUACUUGCCUGGAAUAAAUAUAAGAAACGGCAUCCUUCCAAAUCCAGGCAAGGAUUUUAUUCCAUCUAACCCGUGGUCUAGUUCUGGUUUGUCUGGGAAAUCUUCAGGAACAGUAUCGGUAAUCAGCAAAAUAAAUUCAGAUGUUGCCAAAUUGCUCUCCAGCAGGGUCUGGGAGUUGUGCUGCAUCCUUGAUGCCACUUGGUACUGUCAAGAUUGCAAAAUGUGUGCCGGUCUGAUAGUUGGUUCCGGUUCUACAAGUUCUAGUGGACUGACUGGAAACUAUAUCCCAUCCUUUCUGAAAAAAGAAGUGGGUUCUGCUAUGCAGAGAGUACACUUGGCACCUAUUCCAGAUCCUUCCCCUGGCUAUUCUUCCCUGAAGGCUGUGAGACCUCACCCCGGGCGACCUUUUUUCCACACCCAGCCUAGAAGCACUCCUGGGUUGAUGCCACGGCCUCCAGCUGCCCAGCCAGUGCACGGCGGGACGGACUGGGCUUCUAAGUACGCUUCUCGGCGAUGACCGGCACAAAGCUUCUGGGCGCAGGGAAUAGCAAGACACGGUCCCUCUGCCAGUUGGUGUUCUGCCGGCAGAAAACUUGUGAAGGGUAUAAAAGCAGACACUUUAUAUAGUUAUUCUUCUGAACUAAGACAUUUCAAUAUUCUUUAAAAAAAUUUUUUUUAAAUAUUGAUUUGAAUGCAAUACCCUUUUUUUGUACAAAAUUAUUUUAUUCUAAAACUGGGUCCCAUUAUUUUCUUAAACAGCAGCAUUUUGUAUAUAUGGAUUAUGUUUUAGCAUUUUAUACGGUCAACUUUGUAAUGAACUUUUUAAAAAUUAAUUGAUUUUCCUUUGGGGUUCCAGAUAGUAUUUUAUACAGAUUUUUAAAAAUGUAAUAAUAUUGAUGCAGUAUUGCAGCAGGGGUGCAAUUGAAGGCUAUGUGAUAGAAGGUUAUUUACUCAAUGCGUGCAGGUAUUUGUGAAGUGGUUAAAUUUUAAAUGUGGCACACUGGUACUUCAGGCUUUCUUGGACUAAGCUCAGCACUAGAUAAAUGAACUUCUGCUUUUCUCAAUAUUAUGAUCCUGGUUUGAUUUUUUUUGAUACCACUGUGCUGUUCUAAAAGUACUAUUAUGCAAUCAGUCUCCCAGAUGAAAGAACUCUAAAUAUUUUUUGAAAUUUUGACGACAACCCUUUUUGGUGGUUGGAGAUAUGCAAAUGAACCAUUUUAUCAGCUAUGCCAUCGCAUCCUAUUUUCUCCCAUUUUUUCCUUCCAUUUUUGAAAUCAAACUAUGUAAGUACCCACAAAAGGGAAGCUUUUCAAGUCAACAGGUUUUGAACAGAAAGGUCAACACAGUCCGUUAAACUUACAUCCCAACCAAGAUACAUGACCAAAAAGCUGAGUGUCAAAGCAGCAGAAGAUUUUCUUUAUUGUAAUAACUGAUUGAAUUUUGCAUUCAGCUCAGUUCUCCAGGCCUGGCUAGGAACAGACAAUGAAUAAUCUGCCCUAGCCAAAUUCUCAGGGCAUUUUGGGGAGCAGAAAAAAUUUAUGGUAGAGGUUCCACUUAUCUGGGAAGUCAUAGCUACCAUGAUGUUAGUGUCUAUAGUGUGCCACAUUUGAACUCUUAACAACUGUAGUUUCUUCACACAGUGGGAACUCUUAUUUGUUGGACAGAGGCUGUUCCAUUGAGAGGCAUGUUUACAGCAAUUUUAAAAACGACAAAGCUAGUUUGGAGUCAGAAAAAGACAAAAGGUCCACUUUUUGUCUCUGUAGGGCAUGUCUGCCUCCACCUGUGGUUACCUGGAAGGCAAGAGUGAAGGUCUCGGCCAAUGAACACGAGACAAACUCCAUAGUGUAUUGACUCACAUUCUCCCAGGCCCCAAGCUACUCUCUUUUGGUUCUGGGUGCCAGGGUAUAAGCAAGUUGAGCCAUAUGAAAUUGUCUGUCAUUUCUGGAGGUUAAAAUGAUAUAUUAAAGUGAACAUUGGCACUUUGAUAAGAUUCAACCCAAUAAGUUGGCACAUGAUUGGUUGGAGGUAUUAGUAAUGUGUUGCAGCCAGAACAAAUUGCCUUGGCUCCCAAAGAGCCCUAAUCUAAAUCAGGGAGUAAUUUUUGCUUUGGAGAAUCUGGUUCAAAAAUGUACUUGAGCAAGCACUAUGAUCCCGAGAGGCAUGAGAGAAGCACCUAAUGGAUGUGGAUUUGAUAGGUAAUAUUUUCUGUUAACAAACUGGCAGCAAAGCUUCAGAAAACAAAUAUGUAAAUGUAAGCACAACUUGAAGCUGAGUUCACUUCUGUAUUAUAUCCUCAACUCAUUAUCUAAAGCAACAGAAAAUGUGUUUUCAGAGAUGAGUCCUUUACUGCAAGUAAUAUUUAUUUUCCCUUUCUGUAUUAUGUAUAAAAAGUAAGUUAAUCUGUAACCUUACCCAGCUUGCUGGAAAGCUGGUUUUAAAUUGUAAAUACCUCUUAGAGAAGCAAAUGGAUUGUGAAUACCAUAUUCUUGGCACUCUAGCUCGUGUUAAGGUCAUGAUUUUUUUUUAAAUUGAGAAAUCUAAUCACAUGGUUAUUACACAUUAUAAAAUUGUUUGCAUAAUAUUUUUGUGGGCCCAAAUUUAGAAGAUAUUUCUGUUUUUGUCCUCUUACUUUUUGCUUUAUUUAUGAGCAAACGACUUCCCUUAGGAAGCUAAACACAUUUAUCCAUGUGAAAGUUGAGAAGCUGAUGUGCAGUUGAGAAAACUGGAAGACUGAAAAAACAAUGUAAAUUCUAAAGAACCAGCAAAAUCCUAGUAAGUUCUCCCUCCCCACUCCCCACCGUAAUGGGUAAAGGACAAAUGUGUAUACACACUGUUUACUAUAGAAGGGAAUUGUGAUCAUUUUUUUGUUAAGUGAAAAUCAAAUGCUACGUGGUGCAUAUAUUUUUUAGUUAAUAGAGAAUUAUAAAAUGUACUAUAGACACCAAGAGGAAUGAGGAGUUUCACUGUAUCUAUCCAUGACUAUACCUCAUUUCCGGUCAGAAAGCUUUUCAGGAUGUCAGGAAAUGGUACAGGGAUGGCUCCAGUGAUAGCGGUGUGCCUUGGGGUACAUGUAUCAACUGCGAGCCAAGCUGCGUGGGCAUAAAAGCUACUCCUGGUGUGAUUGUUCAUCUUACAGUAAAAUUCCAUGAAUCACUAAGCAUUGCUCAGUAAGUAGGAAGAAAAUUGAUUGUCAAACAGUUUUUUAGAACCCUCUCUUAUAGAUAGCCUAAAGGACCGUAUCCAUCUAACAAAUUGACACUGCAUCAUCUUCUGACAUUAUCAAAAAUUGAACACGUUCAAGGUAAUGCCUAAGUACAAAGACCGGUACUACUGGAGCUCAUGGACACCAUCUUUUCUCAUGAAGUAGCGUUUCCCUACCAUCAAGCCAUCGUUUUGUGCCAUGUAGGAGAAAAAGAAUGCAGGCUGUAUGAUCCAGCUCAGUGUAUGACCAAAAGCAAUAUGUUUAUAAGAAAAUGUUUGACAUGCUAAUUAUUUUAUAUCAUUUAAAGCAUACUGUAGCAACUCGUUUGUUUAAUAUAUGUGCUUAAUUUUUAGAAUGAUUUUUACAAUUUCCAACCAAAGUACUGUAUUUUAUAUAACUUAUUGUGAGGACCCUCUCAUGGAAACCAUUAAGAAGACAAACUAGAGGCAAGCAUCACAUUAAUCUGUAUUACCUGUUUCUUAUAGACACUGUGCUAAUGUGAAUUUGAAAUGACCCGAGCAGUCUUCUGAUCUCAGAUAUCUUAGUACUGAUAGCAGUUUAGUCGCCUGAUUCUUACAAGGGAACAACUGAGAAUAUAUUUAUUUAAAAAGCAAAUAUUCAGAAUGAUGAAAAUAGAGGCGGACAGAAAACCACAGACACAAGCCCCUUCUGAAAUAAAAUAUUGCUUUUUGAAUAGUUUGUCCUAAGGUGUUUAAAAACGUUAACUUUAUGUAAGGAAAUUCUACCCUAAAUAAAGUGACAGUUAAAGAAAGAAAAAA
Molecule: messenger RNA, 5702 nt
Organism: Canis lupus familiaris (dog)
Lineage: Eukaryota; Metazoa; Chordata; Mammalia; Carnivora; Canidae
Gene: CILK1
Product: ciliogenesis associated kinase 1
Exons: 15
Coding region: 241-2238 (665 amino acids)
Biological process (GO): protein phosphorylation; intraciliary transport; intracellular signal transduction
Cellular component (GO): cilium; nucleus; cytoplasm
Molecular function (GO): ATP binding; protein serine/threonine kinase activity
Source: RefSeq, a predicted model, not a curated record